Molecule: messenger RNA, 3185 nt
Organism: Phycodurus eques (leafy seadragon)
Lineage: Eukaryota; Metazoa; Chordata; Actinopteri; Syngnathiformes; Syngnathidae
Product: claudin-1
Exons: 4
Coding region: 224-829 (201 amino acids)
Biological process (GO): bicellular tight junction assembly; cell adhesion
Cellular component (GO): bicellular tight junction; plasma membrane
Molecular function (GO): structural molecule activity
Source: RefSeq, a predicted model, not a curated record
UAAAGAAAAGGACUUCCCAUCAGAUGGUACCGGUGGAGACCUCUUGUGCGUCACACACGGCAUAAAUAGAGGCUGCAGCACACAGCACGUCCUACACUCUGAACAAGCUUCCACAACUGUUCACGCAAAGCCUCCCAGUUAACUUUUUUUUUCUUUUUAAAGCACUGUUUUCUUUUUUCAUUGUGCUUCUCGCAUCCUGCUUACUCCUCUCUCUCUGAAUGUUAUGGCCAGCUCAGCACUGCAGCUUCUCGGGUUCUUCCUGUCACUGAUUGGAGUGGCUGCCACCGUGACUGCCACCAUCAUGGUGGAGUGGAAGAUGCACGGCCAUUCGCAUCGCAUCUACGAGGGCCUGUGGAUGACCUGCAGCGUCGGUCACAGGACCACGUGCGAAGUUCACGACUCUCUCCUAAAACUGUCAAAUCAGGUCCAGAUAACCAGGGGCAUUCUGCUUUUGAGCGUGUUCCUGUCAGUCGUGGCGUUAAUGGUCUCCACUAUCGGAAUGAAGUGCACCCGCUUUAUGGAAGGCAGAGCCACUGCCAAGGGUGCAGUAUCUAGGAUUGGAGGGAUUAUGUUCAUGGCCGCAGGUUUAAUGACGUUUGUCAUCACGUCCUGGUAUGUCAAGAUGAUCGUUGCCGACUUCCAUCAUUCGCAUCAUCUCCACAGCUUUGAGUUUGGCAAGGCAGUGUUUGUGAGCUGGGCCGGCGGCUUCCUCACAACGUUCGGCGGAGCGUUCCUGACCUGUCAGAGGUGCUCGAGGUCGUCGUCGUCCAGGUCUAUAAGCUCCAACCGCCUCCUGCAAACCAACAAGCCCAACAGCAACUAUGUUUAGUCCACAGGAAGGACCUGCGAUUAUGGUCGUUGUCAUGACUACUGAUGAAUUGCUAUUAGUCAUCAGUACAUUGUCUGAAAAAAUUACUCAUACCUACAUUGCACUGGGUUUUUGAUUUACAGUGGAACCUCCAAAGUCGAAUGAGUUCAAGCUAAAUUUCCUGGUAGUAUAUAGGUCAUUUUCGUAUAAUUUGAUCAAUAACAGUUAAGACACUUGUGCAAAAACACAAAUCUAAUUUAGCAAUUUUUUAUGCCGCCUUGGUUUGAUAUGGAUGACUGUCUCGCAUGUAGAAACAGCCAGGCUUAAAGUCCUAGUUUCAAAAGUUAUUGAUGAUCUCAAAUUUUAGGCAUUCACAGGAAAGGCAGUCCUUUUGGACAGAGCAAAUGAAAUACACUUCUUUUUAUGAUGGUAAAGACAAACGUGCAUAACCGUAAAGACAUACGCAGCUUCAUAAAAAAAAUCACGUGAGUUGCAGAGUUUACACCUCCUAUCUACUCAUAAAACCAUAACACUCUUGUCUUUAUACAAUUGUAGUAACAGUGAAGACAUGCAAUAGUUCCAACACUAUCACAAAUUCAUACAUAGUCAUUCAUAUCUCAGAAUUAACACCAUUUAUGUUGCUGUCUGCUAUUGAGUGAAUGCAAAAUGGCUGCCUCAUUCUGGCGCUUAAUCUCAAUAGAUCUCUCGGGUGUAUUGCAACGGUAUGAUGAGGCUCUCUCCAGUGGCAUUACAGAACUAUGCAUUCAGUUGUGGAGAUAUAGCGUUAAACAGCUUUUUGCCAUUUCACUUUUCCUGAUUCGCUUAACGCACUUUGGAGUUGGGCAUGAUUGGCCCCUCUCUUACUAUUUAAGAACUUGAGCGCCUUUGUUUGUAUCAGUUGUUAUCCGGCGCAGUAGUGACAUGCAGUUAGCUAGCGAGCUAUGCCGACAACCCAGAAAUGCAUCUUCCCUUCGGAUAGUCUGUGUGUGUGGCUGCUUUCGGGUGCCUCAUUGUCAGCCGUGAGUGUGUGCACAUCAAGCAGAGAAAGGUGGAAGAGUGAGGAAGGGGGAAUUUUUUAUUUUAUUUUUUGAAGGUGACAGCUAGCAUAUGGAACGGGGGCUUCGGGCUGGCGUGGCAAUUUUGCCAGCUAAGCGGAUAUAUAUUUGCGGCUCAACCAUGUACUUAUGUAGGCAUAAGCAUUGAUUUUUAGCAUUGAUUUUUCAGGGUUGUAAAAGUGGUAUUUGAUUGACAUUUUACAGUUGAGCAGGGCGUAGUUUCAGCGCCUUCUGUGGGGAAGCCCACAGCAUUUGAGAGCAGAAAGAACUGCUUAAUUUUUCAUAAUUUUGAAGCCUCAUUUUAUAUAUUUGGUGAUUUUUUUUUUUUUUUAAAUCAUUCAAAUUACGCAGGAUGUUAACAACACUCUUGUUUGUGGUGUGUCAAAUUCUGAAUACAUAUUUAUUUUGACUUUACAGCGACUUCAAGCACUAACUCUAGCAAGUGUCUUUUUUGUGGUAGGGGCGGGGGUGUAAUGACAAAAGGGGUGAAGUCAAAGUGCUAUGACCAUCAUAGAAACACCUGAGCUGUCUCCAAUGGGUGACCAGUUUUACUUUAGUUUGGUUUAAUUAUAUAGUGCAUAAUUUCUCAUCACCAUUGCAAAAACAUCAAAACUUCACCUAUUCAGUCAAUAAAGGAUUUAUGAGUUUAUUGAUUUUAGAUUAUUUUCCUAUGGGAAUUAUUGUUUUGAAAUCAGAACACUUCCGAAGUCAACCGGCAUCACAACAGAUUACAUUCAACUUUGAAGGUUCUAUGUGUACUGUUGUCUCAAUUCCUAAAUGUACUACUCACUCAUAAAUUUCUUUAAACAAAAAACAAAACAUCGUUACAUACGAUGGCCAAGUUUCAAGUUUGUGUACAGCAUUCUAUAAGAAAUAUAAAAUAUUGUGUUUAUCUUUACUUUGAUUUUACUUCCAGAGCAGCUAGUGCAAUGUAUUGGACAGGGAGUGGCAUUUUCCAGAUAAGAUGUCCCUGCAUUUCUGGGGAUAGAGUUGAGCAAUUAGCAGAGACAUGAGUCAUGGAUGUGACAAAACACAAUCAGAUUGGACAGAGCAAUUAGACAAUGCUUUGGGGGCGGUGGGGGUGGGGGGGAGUAGUCCUCAGCGGAAGUGCAUCAAUUUAAUCUCUUGUGCAAAUGACAGAUUUUUAUGUGAAGUGACAUUUCUUCCUGGUAUAUAAUCAUAUGGAAAUGCUGUAUGAAUCUUCCAGCUGCUCCCAUGUUAUUUUUUUUUUAACGUGGAUAUUUUAUGUAUGCAAAUAAUUUGUUCUGGACAAUAUCAUAUAUCUAAACAAAUUCAAUAGAUGAAUAAUAAAUAGAACAGCA